Molecule: messenger RNA, 132 nt
Organism: Paraglomus occultum
Lineage: Eukaryota; Fungi; Glomeromycota; Glomeromycetes; Paraglomerales; Paraglomeraceae
Source: the annotation of a GenBank genome assembly
AUGCAGAGGAUUACAGGAGGUGGGUCGGUAAUAGCUACCAAUGGGAAACGCGCUCAUGGUGCGACUUCGGCUUCAGCGACAGAAGAAUCUGCAAAUGCAAAAAGGCUCAAGAUCCGCCAGGACGUAGUAUAG